Molecule: messenger RNA, 3522 nt
Organism: Punctularia strigosozonata HHB-11173 SS5
Lineage: Eukaryota; Fungi; Basidiomycota; Agaricomycetes; Corticiales; Punctulariaceae
Exons: 14
Coding region: 28-3273 (1081 amino acids)
Biological process (GO): protein N-linked glycosylation; oligosaccharide metabolic process
Cellular component (GO): endoplasmic reticulum membrane
Molecular function (GO): Glc3Man9GlcNAc2 oligosaccharide glucosidase activity
Source: RefSeq, a predicted model, not a curated record
CCGUCUUAUCGCUCUCUGUUGCCCGCCAUGUCGAAAGCGCAGAAAAUGAAAGACAGGCUGUUUGGCAAGACCGCCGCGAGCAACGGCGGCGACGGGACGGCUCGCGCCGGCUCAGAUCCAUCGCUUACCAUCCAGAUCCCGAAGCCCGCUGUGAUCACCUCCAGCCCAACGCCGCCCAAGGUAUCGAAACCGCCGGCGCCGACAGUGCAGGACGAGCGUGAUGGCCGCCCUUAUCGUGAACGUCUGCUCGAGAAGCUCGGGACCAAGUACGAUGGCGCCGAACGGUAUCGACUUGAUCAAGACGAUGCCAGGAAAAAGCACUGGAAGCGCUGGGGUCCGUAUCUCAGCGAGCGGCAGUGGGCAACGGUGCGGGAGGACUAUUCCGAAAACGGCGACGCCUGGUCGCACUUCCCGCACGAGCACGCUCGCUCGCGCGCAUAUCGCUGGGGCGAAGAUGGUAUCGCCGGCAUCUCCGACAACCAUCAGCGUAUAUGCUUCGCGCUGGCCCUCUGGAACGGUCAGGAUCCCAUCCUCAAGGAGCGUCUGUUCGGUGUCACCGGCCACCAGGGUAACCACGGCGAGGACGUCAAGGAAUUGUACUACUACCUGGACUCAACGCCGACGCACUCGUAUAUGAAGUUCCUGUACAAAUACCCUCAAAAGGCGUAUCCGUAUGAGGAGCUUAUCAAGGAAAACCAGAACCGCAGCCGCGAGGUGACCGAAUACGAGAUCAUGGACACGGGCCUGUUUGACGAAGACAGGUACUGGGACGUGUUUGUCGAGUACGCCAAAGAUGAAGAGGAUCCAGACAGUAUAUAUAUUCGCAUCACAACAUACAAUCGCGGCCCAGAACCCGCAACGCUGCACGUUAUCCCCCAGCUAUGGUUUACGAACACCUGGUCCUGGCCCGCACAGAAACCGCCGAUGCCCUCACUCCGCCGCGCGGGUGACAACGUUAUUACCGCAUCGCACCCAACCUUUGGCAAGACGCACCUCUACACCUUGCCAUCCCCGCCGCCCGUUGGCCCGCAGCCGGAUGCCGUGCUUGAUGAGGACGUGACGAUCGAGCCUGAGCUGAUGUUCACCGAGAACAACACCAACUUCCAUCGGCUAUACGGAGGGCAAAACGAUGCGCAGUACGUCAAGGACGCAUUCCACGACCACAUUGUGCAUUCCCACCGGCCGCAGUGUGAUCCGGAGCACUACUUCGAGACGAAGGUACACUCGCGCCAGGACUCGCGGUACGAGGAUGACAGCACACCGGAAGAAGGCCCAAGGACGCCGUUCCCUGGCCCAAACUACGUCAACCCUGAGGGACGGGGUACGAAGGCGGGCGCGCACUAUACGUUCGAGGACGUGCCCCCUCAUGGUGGCUGCGCGGUUGUACGCCUGAAGCUGACGCCGCGCACGCCAGCGCAGGACCCGUCGAUCGAAGAUGAGGGUCUGUUUGACGAGACACUCGAGGAGCGCCGCCAGGAAGCCGACGAGUUUUACUCGAAGCUCGUCUUGGGCCCGAUCAGCGACGACUUGAAGCAGAUCAUGCGCCAAGCCUUGGGUGGUAUGAUGUGGACCAAGCAAUACUAUCAGUUCAUACAGAAGCCCUGGAUGGAGGGUGAUCCGGCGCAGCCGCCCCCACCUCCGGGAAGGAAGUAUGUCAGGAACAGGGACUGGAAACACCUCCAUAUAGCCGACAUCCUCUCCAUGCCGGACAAGUGGGAGUACCCGUUCUUCGCGGCGUGGGACACGGCGUUUCACUGCCUGCCCCUAGCGGUCGUCGACCCGAGCUUCGCGAAGAAGCAGCUUGAUCUGCUCACGCGCGAGUGGUACAUGAAGCCGGACGGGCAGAUCCCCGCCUACGAGUGGAAUUUUGGGGACGUGAACCCGCCUGUGCACGCGUGGGCGACGUUCCGGGUGUUCAAGAUCGAGCGCAAGCUGUUUGGGCGUGAGGACUACGCGUUCCUGGAGCGCGUGUUUCAGAAACUGCUGCUGAACUUUACGUGGUGGGUAAACCGGAAGGACCAGGAUGGGAACAAUAUCUUCGAGGGUGGGUUCCUUGGGUUGGAUAACAUUGGUGUGUUUAACCGCUCGGAACCGUUGCCUACGGGUGGUACGCUCCGGCAAGCGGACGGGACCGCGUGGAUGGCGUUCUACUGCCUCAAUAUGCUCAACAUCGCGUUGGAGCUGGCGAAGAAAAACCCAGUAUACGAGGAUAUCGCAUCUAAGUUCUUCGAGCAUUUCAUAUUCAUUGCGGAUGCCAUGACCUUCCGUGGGACCGGCGACGACGAAUUCAGUCUCUGGAACGAAGAAGAUGGGAUGUACUACGAUGCUAUCCAGUACUCACCGGGCAACUCGAUGCAACUGCCCGUGCGGUCGCUCGUUGGGCUGAUACCACUUUAUGCGACGCUUGUGCUCGAACCAAAUGUCAUCGACCGCUUCCCAGGUUUUAAGAAGCGUAUGGAGUGGUUCAUCGACAACCGGCCAGAGCUUUCGGACCGCACCAUGGCGAACAUGAAGGCCGGUGGUAAGGGUCAACGAAGGUUGCUGGCGUUGGCGAGCAAGGAGCGCUUGGUCAGGAUUUUGGAGAAGAUGCUCGAUGAAGACGAGUUCUUGAGCGAGUAUGGCAUUCGCUCUCUUUCGAAGUACCACAAUGAGCACCCCUGGGGAAUGGACGUCAACGGACAGCGCUACGAGGUCAACUACUGGCCUGGCGAUUCCAAGUCUGGCAUGUUCGGCGGCAACUCGAACUGGAGAGGGCCAAUUUGGCUUGCCGUCAACUUCAUCCUGAUUGAGAGCUUGCAACGAUUCUACCAAUACUACGGCGAUGACGUCCAGGUGGAAUGUCCCACCGGGAGUGGUGAUUACAUGAACCUUGUUGGCGUCGCGGAGGAGAUUCAGCACCGGAUCAUCCACAUCUUCAGUCGCGAUAUGGAUGGCAGGCGCGCGACGAAUGGUGGUAACCCGAAGUUGGACUUCGACCCUCACUUCCGUGAUUAUGUGUGGUUCUACGAGUUCUUCCACGGCGACGAUGGUCGCGGUCUCGGCGCGUCCCACCAGACUGGCUGGUCUGGCCUUGUAGCGUACCACAUCCUUCAGAGUGGUGCUAGUUGUCGACUGCCGAAGACGCCAAAGACUCCCCGUAGUCUUGCGCGUCACUACUUCGACGAAAACAUUGACUCCCGAUCGGAGUUCGGUGAUGACCCUCAGUCUUUGUUCAGUGCCAGGAGCGCGGCCGAGCUCAACACGCUUGGUGAUAUUUCUCCCGACGCUCUGUAAGGGCAUCGUUCUGGAUCAGAGAAAGGACAGUGCCUUCAGUUAGAUGAUUGAGCAUGCGGUACAAAUGCGCAAGAUGGGCGGAUAGAUUACAUAGUUUUCCUCGCUGUUUUCAUCACCGUUAUACGUGGAGUCGCAAAACGCAUCGUGUACAUCGUGGACUUGCUACAUAGUGGUUUGGCUAUUGUUUGUAACGUACCAUUCGCGGAGUGUUGUAGACUUGCGGUUAUCGAAUAGAACAUGAAAUGUGAU